AAGGUAUAUGUCUGUUUAUUGGGAUAAAUUGAAAAAUAUUGAAACAACACAUCCUGGAUUGCUUGACGAUUGUCAAAAAAGUUUUUUGGGCAUUCGCAGAACAAUUAAACCAUUUUCAAGAAUACCGAUUGAUUUAACACUUGAACAAACAAUCAAUGCUGCUGCUGCUUCUAAAGCUUCUGGAAUUAUUAACGUUACAAACUCGUUUUCUGCACGACAAAAAUGGUCAAUUACUCAUUCACUGCGUACGAGUGUUAUAUCAAAAAUGAUGGAGUUUUGUAAUAUGAAAUCCACCGAUGACAUAACGAAAGACUUAAAGGAGUCAUCCAUUAAGAAAGCUACGAAAAACUUAGAAGUAUUAAUGCAACUAAUAAAGCAGUACACCGACCCUUUCUCGUUCGAUCUGCCAAAAAAUUAUCUUUACAAUAUAUCGAAAGGUCAGUCCGUUAGCGAUGAAAUAUAUCAAUUUUUAUCAUCAGUUGAAAUAGAGGGUGAAAAACAGCAUCAGAAUUUCAUUACUGAGACUCGGAUAACACCAGAUAGGUUUGAUAAAGCCAUUAGUAAAAAUAAAAUUAUGAAUUUUGAGUACAAGAAUACGAAAAAAGUCAAAAUUAAUGAAAAAGUCAAAGAAAUUAAAAUGCAAAGAGAUGUUUUUGGCCGUUUACUUUAUGCAUCAGUAGAAAAUAAAAUUGAUAUAGAAAAAGCAUUAAGUUAUCCUCUAGCUCCUGUUCCUUUUUCACUCUGUCAUACUAAUGGAUCAAUAUGCAAGACCCCUAAAUCUGUGAUUAUUAAUGAAUUACUAGAAUAUCAAACCGAAAUUGAAAAUCCUCCAGAAGCAGACAUUCACUUAAUUGAUGGAUUUUAUUUAUUACAUACGCUGAAAAACGUUCCAAACAAUUAUGGUAAAAUCUCGAAACAUAUAUUAAAAAUACUUACAUAUAAUAAAAAAGAAGUACAUAUUAUAUUUGACAAGUACAAAAAACCCAGUAUCAAAGAUUUUGAACAUGAUCUGAGAGGUGAAGAGGAUACACAGUAUGACGUAAUACGUAGAGACAAUAAUCGUCCUGCGGAUUUCUGCAAAUUAUUGAGGAGUAGCAACUUUAAAGAAAAAUUUGUCGAAUUUUUAAUUGAAGAUUGGACAAGAGAUGAAUUUUUUACCUUGAUUGAAGGGAAGACUGUUAAACUUAAUUAUGAUCAAUGUUACACUUAUGAGGUGUCUAGUGAUAAUAAAAUAAAAAGAAUUAUUGAUUAUAAUCUUUCUUGUUAUCAUGAAGAAGCUGACACCAAAAUUGUGUACCAUGUUUGUCAAUUUAAUCGUAACUAUCGUGUGCAGAUACAUUGUACAGAUUCUGAUAUACCAAUAAUAAUGUUGGCAAAUUUCAAGUAUUUAAAAGAUGAAAUACAAGUAAUAAUUAAUUUAAGCACUAAUAAAAAAAAAAUGUACCUGAACAUAAAUGAAAUUUAUGCCAAGCUUGGAGAUCAAUUAUCGUGUUCAUUUGCUAUAUGCCAUAUUUUUACAGGAAAUGAUUACAAUCCCGCUUUUUUCCGUAAAGGAAAAAAAAGACCUUUCAGUAUUUUUAAGAAAAAUAAAAAUUUUCAAGAGGCUUUUAUUCAACUCCUACGAAGUGAUCAUACAGUAUUAACAACGUCAAAUGAAAUAGUUCGAAUUAUUGAAGAGUAUGUAUGUAGAGUGUACUCAUUAAAAACCAAAAAUGAUAUCAACAGAGGACGGUAUGAACUAUUUGAAAAAGGCUAUAGAUCAAAAAGUGGAAGUGAAAAAGUAUUAAAAAAAAAUAUUAUUGGAUAUGAUCCUUCCAGUUUGCCACCAACAAAACAAGAAUUGUUGCAACAAAUUAAAAGAACAGUAUUCAUCAGCAAUGUAUGGUGUAAUGCACACAUGCGGUGCCCCACAGAUAAAGUACCUGAAAAUUAUGGAUGGACAAUAAUUGAUGGUAAAUACGAGUAUUAUUGGUUUGAUGGUCCUCAAAGCCCAUCCUUUGAAGAAUUAUCUUCUCAAUUGCAAGAUUUAGAUACCACGGAAGAUCAGAAUGAAGAAGAUACUGAUGAAGAUGAGGAGAGUGAUGCCAGUAGUGAGGAUGAAUGUUUCUCUGAUGAGUCAGAUGAAAAUUAAUUUCUUUUUGGUAUAAAAGUAUCUACUUUUUCAUGUAUGUUACAUAAUAAAGUUGAUUUAUUUCAAUAAAUAUAUUUUCACUUUACCUCAUGUUGCACAUAGGAAAAAGGAAAAUUACGAUUAUUGUAGGACUACGGAUGCAUACCAGUUUUUUUGUAGGACAUUGUUUUAUUCAGAUAAAAAACACACUAAUGUAUCACGUGAUACUUUUGUCCUACAGUUACUAAUAAAAAAAAUGGUCCUGUGGUAUGGACAACUUAGGAGUCUAGGACUAGAAAAAUGUACCACGUAAUGUGUAGGACAAUGUGGGCGUUAAAUUAUAUAAUAAUUAACUAACCAACCAAAAAAAAAUCAGCUGGUUAGUAAUUAUUUUUCAUGACCUCGCAAAUAGUACAUGUUGCAAAAAUGGGACCUCUUUGAUCAAACCUAGCAUUUUGUAGGACAAAUAUUUAUUCGGCUAAUUUAGAUCAUUAUUAUGAGAAUUAGAAAUAAAAAAACCAGUUAGUAAUGAAUUUUUGAUAACCACUAAAUCAACAAAUUAUGUCCUCAUUACCCCUGUUAGCUACCACUUACGAAAUUUUUGUACUAGCUAAUGUUGGGCGUCUCGUCAAAAUGAAGCUACUGACGAAAAAUUAGCUUGUUAGUAAUCACUUACGAAAAAG
Messenger RNA from Leptinotarsa decemlineata (Colorado potato beetle), 2793 nucleotides. RefSeq lists its product as uncharacterized. Lineage: Eukaryota; Metazoa; Arthropoda; Insecta; Coleoptera; Chrysomelidae. The record is from RefSeq and is a predicted model, not a curated record.